AUGUGCGGGUGCGGGGGGGUCCGCAGGCUCCGGGGCGGGCGGAGGGAGGGGUUUGUGGUGCGGUCCGAGGCCGGCCCCCGCCGGGCGGCUCCAGUCCCGUCCCGCGCCAUGCUACGGCUGCUCAGCGCCUGCCUGCUGCUGCUCGGGGCGCGCCCGGCCGCGGGCCAGGAGCCUUCGGGCGCCGCCUGCGGGCCCUGCCUGCCGGCGCUGUGCCCGGCGCUGCCCGCGCGGGGCUGCGCGCUGGGCCGCGCGCGGGACGCCUGCGGCUGCUGCUGGCGUUGCGCGCGCGGCGAGGGUGAGCCGUGCGGGGCCGGCGCGCGCUGCGCCGCGGGGCUGGAGUGCGCCCCCCGCCCGGGCCGCGCCGGGCCGCCCGCCCUGUGCGUCUGCAAGAGCCGCUACCCCGUCUGCGGCAGCGACGACGUCACCUACCCCAGCGCCUGCCGCCUGCGCGCCGCCGCCCUCAGCGCCCAGCGCCGCGGCCAGCGCGGGCCCAGCCUGCGCCGCAAGGGGGCCUGCGAGCAAGAUACAGACUACCACGGCUGCUAUUCUGAAAACUGUAAAUACAGACGCUUGGAUGAUCCAGCACAAGAAGGGCCUUCCAUUGUGACUCCCCCUAAGGAAAUCUGGAAUGUCACUGGAGCAAAGAUUUACCUGAGUUGUGAAGUCAUGGGCAUUCCAACCCCAGUGCUCACUUGGAAUAAGAUAAUAAGGGGACAAUAUGGUGUCCAAAGGCUGGAGCUCCUGCCUGGAGACCGUGACAACUUAGCUAUCCAGACCCGUGGUGGUCCUGAGAAACAUGAAGUGACUGGCUGGGUAUUGAUAUCUCCUUUGAGUAAAGAGGAUGCUGGAGAGUAUGAGUGUCAUGCAUCAAACUCCAAAGGAGAGGCUACAGCCUCUGCACGAAUUACUGUCAAUGCCUUACAUGAAAAUACCCAUAUCUAAAGAUGAUGAUGCAGAGCUGUGACGUGAGGACUAUAUCAUUUAUGCACAGUUUAAGUUAGUGUUUCGGAAAGCUACAGCCACUGACUUCUUCUAGCCUGAUAAUCAGUUCCUUAUCUGACUCAUUCUUCCUUUUUUGUAAUGUUUUGCUUACAUGCUUUUGGCAGACAUACAAAUAAAUGUAAUUCACAUA
Molecule: messenger RNA, 1132 nt
Organism: Caretta caretta (loggerhead turtle)
Lineage: Eukaryota; Metazoa; Chordata; Testudines; Cheloniidae
Gene: IGFBP7
Product: insulin like growth factor binding protein 7
Biological process (GO): regulation of cell growth; regulation of signal transduction
Cellular component (GO): extracellular region
Molecular function (GO): insulin-like growth factor binding
Source: RefSeq, a predicted model, not a curated record